Molecule: messenger RNA, 1435 nt
Organism: Suillus clintonianus
Lineage: Eukaryota; Fungi; Basidiomycota; Agaricomycetes; Boletales; Suillaceae
Exons: 4
Coding region: 127-1098 (323 amino acids)
Source: RefSeq, a predicted model, not a curated record
GUGCAUUGAACAGCUGAGUCGAAUCCGAGUGUGACAAGCGCAAAAUAAUACGACGCUCUCACGCUCUCGACCGGUCGAUGACCACUGGCACAAGUGAAGGCUUAAGCUCGUCUCAUUAAUAUUGUCAUGAAUCAUGGACAGCAGUCAAUUGCGUCAGUAUACAGAAGCUAUCUUCGUGAGAUUAGACGAUUGCCUCAUGCUUACCUUCGUCGAGUUUUCCGUCUGAAGGCAGAGGAUGGCUGUCGUGCUGCGCUGCUGACAAAAUGCGAUGAUCUUAGGGCGCGAAAGCUGAAGAGAGUUUCACAGACCAUACAACACGUCCGUGCAGCAAAUAAUGGCAACCAUAAGGCUUUCAACCAUAUCCUGGACAUUGCCUACGGACGGGUAGGUAAACUAAGAUGGGAAUUGAUGGAGCCCUUACUGUCUGACCCAAACGCACCACUUCCGCCGCCAAUCAUCCCCGGCAAAGAAUCGUCGCGUCCUCCCGUAUAUUCCCCAGGGCUCACCGCGCUUCUCACUUCGGGUCUGUCUCGUAGGAAAAGACCUUUGGUGCCUGAGAACCUCAGCUUCCCACCAAUACUUCCCGAACGUGCAGACCCUAAUUCGUCUGAUGCCCAGAUACUGGGUCCUUUCAGCAAGCGGCGGGAAGUGAACGCUCGCUGGAAGUACUUCAGACGGGAGUGGAAAAAAGUGUUCCCACCUCUCCAGAUCUCCGUUUCGCCUUCUCAAGAUGUCGGGAAUGAGGGCAACGAUUUGAGUACUUCGGCUGCUGUCCAGAAAAUAGGCUUUGAUGGUACCACUGUCCUCGAGGAGCUGGUUCAAUUAACAACAAAGCCGAAGAAUACAUCACGGAAAGGGUCUGAUGCUUCCCUCCCAAGACGAUGGUUGCGCAGGAGAUACCAGGAGCUGCUGGGAAGGCUCCCCAUCCUAACUUUUAUCUCAGCACGCGAAGACAUGAAAACCAAGAAGCCUGGCGGCUUCUCGGUGUCAUUGGCACCGAAUGCGCUUAAGGUCCGAUUUCAAGGGAGAUCUUUACCCUGCUCGACGGACGAUGAUGUGGCAUGGAAUCAAAAGCAUCCAGCGAACAUUAAGGCAUAGGAAGCCAUGAUCAUCAGGAGGAAGUCCUUUUUGACACAAUCACCCGCGAACAAUUGGUCAUUUUACUCAGAGCAAUACCGUUAACAAGUGCCAGAGAACUUUCAGUAUGGACAAGGCUUCUGCAGGACCGCGGAUACCGCUAUCACAAAUAAACACCAACACUCGUCCACACAGAAUCACUUGCACUCCUCUUUGGACUCAGUCAUGUGGGUUAAGAAUGCAAAUCAACACCCCCGGCACUCUUUACAUUACUAUAAUAAAUCCAAUGCACCCAAAAGUCCUGCUCUCCAUAGCACAAUAAUUUUGAUUCAAUUCCGAAAAAAAAAAAAAAAAAAAA